Messenger RNA from Contarinia nasturtii (swede midge), 954 nucleotides. It is a transcript of the gene Spase25, whose product is annotated as signal peptidase complex subunit 2. The transcript has 3 exons. Gene Ontology annotation, cellular component: signal peptidase complex; membrane. Lineage: Eukaryota; Metazoa; Arthropoda; Insecta; Diptera; Cecidomyiidae. The coding region runs from base 122 to 703 and encodes 193 amino acids. Gene Ontology annotation, biological process: protein targeting to ER. The record is from RefSeq and is a predicted model, not a curated record.
CGUUUGUUUAGCUUGUAAAAGAGAAGUUGUCGAUACGACAAUCAACUAACAUUCAGAACGCCAAUCACAAUUGAAGUAUAUUUAUAAAAGCGGCGAUCUUUUUGGGAAAUUUUUCGUAAAAAUGGCAACAAAAGCAAAGAAAGACGAUAAAAAUGAGAAAGAAAUUGAGAUACUUAAGAUCAAUAAAUGGGAUGGUUCGGCGGUGAAGCAUGCACUUGAUGAUGCCGUUAAAAGCGCACUGUUGGAGAAACCAAAUUCAGUGGAAAACUUUAAUUUAAUUGACGGUCGACUGUUUAUUUGUACGCUUGCUGUUGGUGUCGCAGCCUUAGCAUUGGCAUGGGACUAUCAGUAUCCAUUCCCACAAUCAAAGCCUGUAUUGAUCGCAUGUGUCGCAUCUUAUUUUGUAUUGAUGGGUGUUUUAACGUUAUACACAAUGUUCCGCGAAAAGGGCACGUUUGCUGUGAUGUCACAAAAAGACGGUUCAAAUUCGAAAACGUGGCAAGCCAGUUCCGAGAUGAAAAAGUUCGACGACAAAUACACACUUUACUUGACUGUCAAAGAUUCGAAAGGUGUUCGAGAAGCUUCAAUCACAAAAUCAUGUGCUAAUUAUAUCGAUGUGAAUGGUGUUGUGUUUGAAAAUCUUGUCGCAAAUGAAGUUUCACGGCUGUACAACUCAUUGAAUAAUGAUAAAAAAGAAAAAUAAACUCAAUUCCACAUACAAUAUACACAACAUCAAAACAAACCACGAAGCAAAGCUCAAAGUACCACGAAAAAUCAGAGAUCAUCAAGUCAAACGCACAGAAAAACAACGCAAAGUGUUUCGCUACAUUUUUAUUCCACCAUAUCCAUCAUGUUAACUUUCAAUUGAAAAUGAUGUUGAUCUCUUUACAUUUGAUAGAAAAAAUCGAUGCCGGAAUCAAAUUCAAUUCACCGUUCUCUUUUCUUUUAUUCAUU